Molecule: messenger RNA, 1561 nt
Organism: Macadamia integrifolia
Lineage: Eukaryota; Viridiplantae; Streptophyta; Magnoliopsida; Proteales; Proteaceae
Product: putative tRNA (cytidine(32)/guanosine(34)-2'-O)-methyltransferase
Exons: 12
Coding region: 353-1312 (319 amino acids)
Biological process (GO): tRNA methylation; cytoplasmic translation
Cellular component (GO): cytoplasm
Molecular function (GO): tRNA methyltransferase activity
Source: RefSeq, a predicted model, not a curated record
UGAAGUAACUGAAGCAAAAUCCUAAUGCCCUCUUUCGGUUGCAACGACCAGAGGAGAGAAGCAUCUGUAGCUCGGUGAAGGGAUCUGCCGUUGGUGAGGCUAUCCGAAGGUCUCUCCUCUCCGUCUCCCCACUGAUUUUCAUCUUGGUAUUCAGUUCAUCUCGUUGUUCCAACUGGUAGACUGUUGUUGCAGCCACCGUCUACGAAGAUGACGCAGAUUAAGUCACGGUGAGCUACUCUUGCAGUGUUCCUUCAAGUGAAUAAGUGAUUGCAAUUAAAUAAAGGACGGGGAGAAUUUAAAAGGCUAAGGCUUUUAGUGCUUUCUUUUUGUAUCUGGUUUCCGAGCUUAAAGCAUGGGAAAAGCUUCAAGAGAUAAGAGGGAUAUCUACUAUCGAAAAGCAAAGGAAGAAGGUUGGCGUGCUCGGAGCGCCUUUAAGCUACUUCAGAUCGAUGAGGAAUUUAACAUCUUUGAAGGAGUGAAGCGUGUGGUCGAUCUUUGUGCAGCACCUGGUAGCUGGAGUCAGGUUUUGAGUCGAAAGUUAUUUCUCCCUGCCAAGUUGUCAUCGGAGCGAAGGGAUUGUGAUCUUCCUCUUAUAGUGGCCAUUGAUUUGCAGCCCAUGGCUCCAAUCGAGGGUGUCAUUCAAGUGCAGGGUGAUAUAACUAAUGCUCGUACAGCUGAACUGGUUAUCAAACACUUUGAUGGAUGCAAGGCUGACCUGGUAGUCUGCGAUGGUGCUCCUGAUGUUACUGGUCUUCAUGAUAUGGAUGAAUUUGUUCAGUCACAGCUAAUCCUUGCUGGUUUAACAAUUGUUACUCAUGUACUUAGAGAGGGUGGAAAAUUUAUUGCAAAGAUAUUUCGAGGCAAAGACACAAGUCUCCUUUACUGCCAGCUGAAAUUAUUUUUUCCAGUUGUCACAUUUGCUAAACCAAAAAGUAGCCGCAAUUCCAGCAUAGAAGCUUUUGUAGUUUGUGAGAAUUAUUCCCCUCCUGAAGGAUUUAAUGAGAAAGAUUUAUAUCGCCUCCUGGAAAUGGUGGGGAGUCCCUCCGGAGCAGAUGACUUGGAUUGCAGUAGUGGAUGGUUGGAAGGGCCAAAUAAGGUGUAUAUUCCAUUUCUGGCUUGUGGAGAUCUCAGUGGUUAUGACUCAGACCGUUCAUACCCCCUCCCAAAUGUUGCAGAAGGAACUUCCUACCAGAGCUUGGAUCCCGUACAACCGCCAAUUGCUCCUCCUUAUAAAAGGGCUCUUGAACUAAAAAAAGCUUUGAGCCAUGGACUUCAAGAGCGAGAUUUUGAAAAGUUAUCACUAGAAUCCUAACUAUGCUAUUGGGAGAGCGUCAGCCAUUGUAAAAGACUUGAGAGAGCCAUCUUGUUGCAUUUCGGCUGAACUUUAAUUGGUGAACUGUUAGGUUUUGUACUAUCUAGCAAAUUAUUAGGGAGGACAGUGGCAGGGAUGAGUAGUCCCCUCGCCCUUUUUUUUCUUCUUUACCAUUGAAUUAAUCAAGCCUUGUGCGUUGGAUACACCCUUUUUUUAACCAUUGAAUUAAUCAAGCGUGUGAUUUAUUAA